AUGCUAGCUUCCACAUCAUUCGCCGCACUUUUUUUAAGUCUCUUAUCACUGGCUACUGCCGACAAAACUUGUGGACCUGGAGCAGGUAGUUGUGCAGCAAAUGAGUGUUGUUCGGCCGCUGGAUUUUGCGGUACCAGUGCAGAUUAUUGUACUUCUCCGGAUUGUCAAUUUCGGUACGGACCAUCGUGUGAUGCGAACAGAGUACCCUCUGGAAGGAAUACUUCUUCCAUCCCUCGUGGAAAAGUUGGAUCAGUAAUGUACGGUGCUGAAGGAAUCUACAACUGCGCCAACGCUGGAGACGUUGCGCUCACCUUUGACGAUGGACCUGGACCGUACACGAGUCAUAUUCUUGAUGUUCUUGAUAGAUACAAUGCGAAGGCUACUUUUUUUAUCUCAGGAAAUAACAACGGGAAGGGAGCUAUCGACACGGCUAAUCUGCCAUGGCCCGAGCUAAUCCGUCGCGUAGACAAUAGUGGACACCAGGUAGCUUCCCAUACCUGGUCACACGCCAACUUAGGCAAUCUUAAUUCGGCCGAGAGACAUGACGAGAUGUACAAAAAUGAGAUGGCCCUGCGCAACGUACUUGGCGUUAUUCCCACUUACAUGCGGCCUCCUUACUCAUCAUGUUCAGCUGAAUCCGGGUGUGAGGCUGACAUGAAUAAUCUUGGAUAUCAUGUUACAUAUUUCGACCUAGAUACUCAAGACUAUCUAAACGAUUCACCAGACAUGAUUGGAAAGUCUAAAACAAUAUUUGAUAACGCACUCAAUGGUAGAUCUGCAGCAGAUUCGGAUUUUUUGGCAAUAAGCCACGAUAUCCACCAGCAGACGAGUGAACAACUAGUAGACUACAUGUUGGACCGCCUUCGAAGUCAAGGAUUCAGGUCUGUUACUGUAGGUGACUGCCUCGGAGACGCAAGGGAGAACUGGUAUCGCCCAGACCGGAGUGCAGCAUCGUUUAGGGCGAAAUUUUAA
This is a messenger RNA of Blumeria graminis f. sp. triticale, 972 nucleotides long. The record is from the annotation of a GenBank genome assembly. Lineage: Eukaryota; Fungi; Ascomycota; Leotiomycetes; Helotiales; Erysiphaceae.